AUGGUUGGUGGUCGCCUGCGUUGCCUGAGCUGCUUCUCCACCCACAUCGAGCUGCUUCUUCACCUGCUGCUUCUCGGGGUCUGCUUACAUGAUGUGGAGGCUUCCAGCUGUGAUCUCACCGUCCAUAAACAAGUUGGAGACACCGUGGAGUUUUCAUCAUGCUUGGCACCUGGUAGAGUCGACUUCUCAGAAUGGAGAUUUAAUAAGAAAAACAUACUGCACGAUUUUAGGUUUGACGGCAGAGUCAAGAUGAACCCAGCAAACUUCAGUCUAACACUGAUGAAACUGACUCUUCAAGAUUCUGGUACUUUCAGUUUUAUCUCAGAGGUAAAUGAUAAGCAAGUGGACACAGUCACCAUCCGUCUUCAAGUUCACGAGCCCUUGACUCCGCCCCACCUCAGCUUCAACUCCACCUUUCAUCCUUCAAACGAGUCCUGCACAGUUUCCCUGGAGUGCGUUUCGACCCCCGACAGCAACGUCAGCUACAGCUGGAGCGUGAGGAACCAGACCCUGGUCGGCUCCAGGCUGUGGUACAACAUCCGGCCAGAGGACGGAGAAACCAAGUUCACCUGCACCAUCUCCAACAGUGAGAGCUCCACAUCGGAAACAGUGACGUGUAGAAACAGCAGCUCGGACUCAUACCAGGAGAAACAAAAGAUCUUCUUCUUCGCGGGGUUGGCGGCAGGAGGAGUUCUGAUUGUUGGCCUGGUGGUAGUUAUCUGUGUGUGUCACUGCAAACAGAGACCAGCUGACGUGGACUCCACUGACCUGACGGUGUACGCUGACAUCGCUGAGGUUGCAGUUGCUGAGGAGUCGAACGUCCCGAGGACAUCCAUGAAGUGCUCGGUGUAUGAAACCGUUGGUGACCAUGGCAACGCAGUGAAACCUGGGCCUCACACUGUGUAUGACAAGAUUCAGCUUGGUCGCAUGAGGGAGGAGCCGAUGUCCUUGUACCAGGAGAUCCAGGGGAUCAGCAAGUAAACUGGAAUGCUGAGAGUCCGGAGCUCCACUUCCUCGUCAGCAGCUUCUAUAGAAACUUUUAUUUGGGUCCUGAGAGAUUUUAGAACCUCGUGUUUAUCAGGAUUUUAUCAAAGUAUAUUAUUAGAACCAAUGAAAUGCAAUUUAACUUAAAAGCUAAACAAAUGAAAUGCCAUAUCCUGUGAAAUCCAUAAUAACUGAAAUGUGUAUUAUUGAAAUUCAAUCUCGUUGGCAGUGCUGUAAAUUCUGUAAAUACAGAGAAUAUAUUUUGUAGAAUGUUUUGUGCAUAUUUGCAUUUCAAUGACUAAAGUUGGCUAUAUUUGCUUUUAUGA
Limanda limanda (common dab) is the source of this 1310-nucleotide messenger RNA. RefSeq lists its product as uncharacterized. The transcript has 7 exons. The coding region runs from base 1 to 981 and encodes 326 amino acids. Lineage: Eukaryota; Metazoa; Chordata; Actinopteri; Pleuronectiformes; Pleuronectidae. The record is from RefSeq and is a predicted model, not a curated record.